CUGUGACCAUAUUUGCUUCUCUCUCCUCUUCUCUUCCUUCUCUUCUCUGUGCGUGUACGUGUUUGACUGUUUGAAGUAGAUAACUGGGGAUCAUUGCUUUCGGAAGUUCUUUCAGGAUUUACAGAAACCCAUCUCCAAAGAUAGAUACAUACAUACAUAUAGAAGUGUUGCUGUAAACAUGGGAGAAGAUUUACUUGCUGGUUUAUCAAUGGAGAAUUAUCACCCAUCGACGUUUCUAUCCAUGGAUUCGAUUGCUGGAAAUCAUGAAGAAACCGACCGAGAUAUGAAUAGGCAGGUUCCUCUAUCUCGUCCUCCAGAUAUCAAUCUGCCUCUAUCAGCUGAACGUAGUCCUCCCCCACCUUCAUAUCAUGAUGCUUUCGAUAUGCUUGAUGUUGGACUUGGACAUCAAAUCAAUGAUUCUGAUCCCCUCAUGUGCUUGACAAAAAACGGCAGGAAAUGCGCUAGAAGGACUGACAGUGUUUGGGGUGCUUGGUUUUUCUUUACCUUCUAUUUCAAGCCAGUUCUGAAAGACAAGUCGAAAUCUAUUGUAACCAGAGACUGUAACAAUGGAGUGUCCGGAUUCGACAAGUCAGACCUCCAGCUCGAGGUGUUUUUGGUUCAACAUGAUAUGGAGAACAUAUACAUGUGGGUGUUUAAGGAGAGGCCAGAUAAUGCUUUAGGGAAAAUGCAGUUAAGGAGUUAUAUGAAUGGGCAUUCUCGCCAGGGAGAUCGUCCAUUUCCUUUUAGCGCGGAUAAGGGUUUUGUUCGAUCACAUAGAAUGCAGAGGAAACAUUACAGAGGGUUGUCGAAUCCUCAGUGCUUACAUGGGAUUGAGCUUGUUCGAUCGCCAAACCUUAUUGGAAUUGAUGAAGAAGAUCAGAAGAAAUGGAUUGAGCUUACUGGUAGAGAUUUGAAUUUCACUGUCCCUUCUGAAGCAAACGAGUACAGUUCGUGGAGGACCCUGCCAAAUACUGAUUUCGAGCUUGAUAGGCCGAUUACUUCUGUAAAGAAGAAACCCGUUCAUGGUUCUGGUUUGAAUUUAUCGGGGCAGCCAUCAAAUCACACAAACGGUAGUUUAAUGGAUCAUCAUCACUCGCACUUGUGUAAUAACAAUAAGAGGAAGAAAGAUCUCUUCCCACAUGGUGGUAACGAUGAGGAUUGUUGUUUCCCUUUAAAUCCACAUUCUGAACGACAUCUAGAUAUCGAUAUGAAUCCAGUUGAACCGGCUUGGAUGAACGAAUUCAGCGGUGUGAUGAGGAACAACAACACAUACGGUCCUGCUACAGCUGCCAAGACUUUAUAUGAAGACGAAGAAGGAUACCUAAUCAUCAUCUCCUUACCAUUAUCAGAUCCAGAAAAAGUUAAAGUUCAUUGGUGGAACAGUCUAACUCACGGAAUCAUCAAGAUCUCAUCUGUGAGCACGGCUGGCUUACCAUUUAUCCAGAGAAACGAUAGAACGUUUAAGCUCACCGACCCGUCACCAGAGCAUUGCCCACCUGGCGAAUUCAAACGGGAAAUCCCACUUCCCACUCGAAUACCCGACGAUGCUAAACUUGAAGCUUACUUUGACAAAAGUGGAACCGUUCUUGAGAUAAUGGUGCCAAAACAUAGAGUUGGACCCGAGGAGCACGAAGUACCGAUUUGCCUUCAUCCGCCUAACGAUUUCCUGUUAUCUUGACUGAACAUCCGAACAAUGGAGAUGGGGAAUGUAAUGUUAUUCUUAUUCUUAUAAUAUCUAUAAAUUCUUUCAUGAUUACUGAAUAUGAUAAUAGUCUUUGUAGUUUUGGAUUA
Impatiens glandulifera is the source of this 1791-nucleotide messenger RNA. RefSeq lists its product as uncharacterized. The record is from RefSeq and is a predicted model, not a curated record. The coding region runs from base 179 to 1678 and encodes 499 amino acids. The transcript is spliced from 2 exons. NCBI's taxonomy places the organism in Eukaryota, Viridiplantae, Streptophyta, Magnoliopsida, Ericales, Balsaminaceae.